GCAGCCUCGCUCUGGGGUUGGAGCCUGCGCGCUCGCUCCCCGCGACCCCCACCCCUAACCUCCCAUCCCCGGCCCGCUCCGGCGGACAGGGCUUUCUCUUCCGCGCACCAUGCCGCUGUGCCGGCCCCGGCGUGGCGGCCCGGCCCAAGCCCCGCCGGCCGCGGCGAGCGAACGCAAGAGGCCAUGAUCUGGCUGGGCGGCUGGUGCGCGCGGUGGCCCCGCGGCGCGGCGGUCCCGGCCGGGCGGCGCUGGGUGGCGGGCGGGCCGGCAGGCCGGGCGGGCGGCCGCGCCCUGCGGGUGCUGGUGGACCUGGACGGCGUACUGGCCGACUUCGAGGGCGGCUUCCUCAGGAAGUUCCGCGCUCGCUUCCCCGACCAGCCCUUCAUCGCGCUGGAGGACCGGCGCGGCUUCUGGGUGUCCGAGCAGUACGGCCGCCUGCAACCUGGGCUGAGCGAGAAGGCCAUCAGCAUAUGGGAGUCGGAGAAUUUCUUUUUUGACCUUGAGCCUCUGCCAGGGGCUGUGGAAGCUGUGAAGCAAAUGGCCAACCUAGAAAACACUGAUGUCUUCAUCUGCACGAGCCCCAUAAAGAUGUACAAGCACUGUCCCUACGAGAAGUAUGCCUGGGUAGAGAAGCACCUUGGCCCCGACUUCCUGGAGCAGGUGGUGCUGACCAGAGACAAGACUGUGGUCUCUGCUGACCUCCUCAUAGAUGACCGGCCAGACAUCACAGGCAAGUGGCCUGCCACAGGGGCCGAACCCAACCCCAGCUGGGAGCACGUCCUCUUCACGGCCUGCCACAACCGGCACCUGCCGCUGCAGCCCCCCAGCCGCAGGCUGCUCUCGUGGGCGGACGACUGGAAGGCCCUUCUGGACAGCAAGCGGCCCUGCUGAGGCGGCUGUGCUCCGGGCUCCUCCGUGGCGCCCUGACCUCAGGGCGCCCCGCUCAGGGUCUAGGGGCUAGUGCUCUGGCCUAGGGGCUGCCUCUCAGGUGCCCCAGGCCCGCUGCAUGUCUCCUCCCUUUUCCGAGCCCCGCCAGGCCUUAAACUGAUCUUGCAGGACUGGCCCAUGGGCACCGGACGGGACUCGUGCAGCCGGGCGGUGCAGGCGGCCGUCCGGCCGUGGCCAGGCUGCUCCAGAUAAAGGGAGCAAGGGCAUCGUUCAGAGGACCAGCAGCCCUCCUCCCCUCUCAGGGUGUCCCUGCCUCCCCGGCCCGGCGGUGAGGACGCCAGCUGCCUCCUGCUCUGGGAGGGCGAUGAGCAGGGUCAGGUGGCGUGGCCCCUCGCAGCCUCAGCCACGGCCCCUUCCCCUGGCCUCCCUGGUCUGGGGUCCCCAGCACCCCGCCAUGCAUUCGGCACACCCUCACUGAGUUCCAGGGCCACGCGUGCGGCUCUGCCUUUGACCAGCCAGAGGGUCCUCACCCCUCGUCCCUGGUCCCACUCAGGGCCCAGCAGAAUCAUCAGGCUUGAACGUUCGUUGAAAAAUAAAUGCUUUUCUUGUGUC
Messenger RNA from Pteronotus mesoamericanus, 1500 nucleotides. RefSeq names its product 5',3'-nucleotidase, mitochondrial (gene NT5M). Gene Ontology annotation, biological process: pyrimidine deoxyribonucleotide catabolic process. Gene Ontology annotation, molecular function: 5'-nucleotidase activity. Lineage: Eukaryota; Metazoa; Chordata; Mammalia; Chiroptera; Mormoopidae. Gene Ontology annotation, cellular component: mitochondrion. The record is from RefSeq and is a predicted model, not a curated record. Bases 184 to 891 code for a protein of 235 amino acids. The transcript is spliced from 5 exons.